Messenger RNA from Serpula lacrymans var. lacrymans S7.9, 1565 nucleotides. RefSeq lists its product as uncharacterized. Gene Ontology annotation, molecular function: O-methyltransferase activity. The transcript is spliced from 11 exons. The coding region runs from base 79 to 1410 and encodes 443 amino acids. The record is from RefSeq and is a predicted model, not a curated record. Lineage: Eukaryota; Fungi; Basidiomycota; Agaricomycetes; Boletales; Serpulaceae.
ACGUUUGCCACUCAAUAUUAAGUAGCAUUGUAUGUAGUUUAGCGGUGCUAUCCCAAUCCCCCUAUCAUUUCUACCUCUAUGUCUGCUAAAGUUGAACUUCAAGGUCUUCUUGCCCUGAUAAACUCGUCCGCAAACGAAGCCAUUGCAGAAUAUGACAAGGCCGGACAAGAAGUGCCGACGUUGGAUUCUACCCUUUCGCACCCACUCGACACGGCCCUCGAUUCACUUGCCCUCAAGAAAGCGAUACGCGUUCUUGAGGGUGCCUGUCAGCAAUUAUGUGCUACUUUAGCACCACCUCAGCACACUGUCAUCAACUUCGUCCAAAAUUACGACUCUGCUUGUGUGCGUGUGGCGAUCAAAUCUUCCAUUACAACCAUCUUGGAAGCCCAUCCCAAUGGCCUCCAUGUCAAGGACCUUUCGGAUAUCGUUCAUAUCGAAAGUGGCAAACUUUCGCGAGUCUUACGUUCGCUUGCAACCAAAGGUUGUUAUCGGGAGGUCACUCAAGGCAUUUUUGCUAACAAUCGGUUAUCCCUUGUUCUUCGCCCGUCAAUUGAAGCAUGUGUCCAGACUUAUUUACAUACGGAAAUAGUUAUGAGUGGUGCUUCUGUAUUGUAUGAAAAUCUCACCAACCAAGAUACGGCGUUCUCAUACGAGCCGUCGAAGGCACCUAUUAUGGAAGUGCUUAAGAAAGAGGGUAUAACAGGAACUUUUUUCGAUUGGAUGACGUCAAAUCCUAAUACUCAAGAGGAAUAUCACCGUGGAAUGAUAGGUGUGGGUUCCAUUAUGGGCUCACUCUCUGUGCUAGAACACUUUCCAUGGAAAGAGGUCUCCACGGUGUGUGACCUUGGCUCUGGUAUUGGACCAUUCUCCUUGCCACUGGCCAAAAUGUAUCCAAACCUACACAUUACCUGUCACGAUCUGCCAGAAGUCCUAGCUCAAGCUCAAGUCGUUUGGGCUCAAAAAGCACCGGAAGCUGUCAGCGGGCAAAAUGUUGAGUUUGUGCCAUUGAAUUUCCUGCAAAAAGUUCCCGUUCAAGGACAGGACGUAUACUAUUUACGACAUAUCAUCCAUGACUGGCCCGAUGCAGAAGCUACAGUGAUCCUUCGCAACGUGCGACAGGCCAUGGCACCCCACAGCCGUCUACUAAUACAGGAUUAUGUCAUGUUGUCUGCUAGUCGGGAGGAUGACAACGUUCGGCACAACGCAACCGUGGCUCCAAAACCUCUCCUACCGAACUACGGAGCAGGCAACAUGCGCUUGUAUCAAUCUGACCUGAGUAUGUUGAUUAUACACAAUGCCCGAGAACGCACAUUGGACGAAGUGAUUAAAUUAGGGGAUGACGUUGGUCUGCAGCUGGCGAAAGUGUGGGACCUUGGUGAAUCUUGUGCGAUUGAGUUCAAGCUAGCGUAGUCCUGAGGACAGCGUCAAAUAUUUUGCAUUUUCUUUAAGUAUGUAUGUAUAUGCCGGUUGCCGUACUAUUAGAAGGUUUCGAGCGUGCCCACUCAAAGCACUUCGGUGCCAGGGGUGCCAGGGGGACGAUGUUAUGAUGAUCACGAUUCAAUGAG